UCGGACUGACGGCCUUGAGCGACAAAUCAUAAUUAGGCUGGCAGAUGCGCGAGUUUAGAACGCUGUUAAGGAUAGCUUGUUGCUGUUGCUCAUGAUUUUCAUUAUAAUUCGUAUUUCGAAAGCACUUGGUUUUCCUAUGGAAUGAGCCACUAAGAAUGCUUCUUAGCAAGAUUGUUCGGGAAGAAUAUCGUUAACUCCUAUUUGUUUUUUUCUAGGGUGCUUCACUUUUCACCCAUAUCUAGUACCCAAUCUCAUUCAAGUCAUUUUUGAUACUUUCAACCUCAUCAAUUCAAAGUAAAAUGGAAAAGGAGUGUUGUGCUAAUCCAUGGGAUUUACGUCCCAAGAUUGAAAAACCUACUUCCGAAUGUGCUCCCCCCUUACAAUCGCACGUCUCCAAAAAACUGAAACAAAAUCUUAGUGGACAUCUGUCGCACAAAGAGACGUUCAGCACAAAGAAUCCACCGAAGGUUACUUCAACGACAAGCGGGAAAGAAAACGAUACUAAUAAGUUGCAAAGUAAUCAGGCCUUUCAUAUAAGAGAGGAAUGUCUACUUGUACGGUCGAAAGGUGACCACAUCUUGAAAGAUGUAGAUAAUUUUCCUCUUGAUUCAUUAAGAGUCCCUAGUUUAAGGGCAUCCUGUCAAAAUAGUCGUUUACAAUGUAAUACAUUUAAAGAAGAAUCAUUUUGCCACUCUGUUACUGGUUCUACUAGUAUUCAAUCUAACAUAAUAAAGCCAAAACUCACUAAGUGUGGCUCUUUACUUGGUCGUUCUCUAACCAAUGAAGUAAACACACCAGACAUAAUGCCAAAUCCUUCUGUAAUAAACUAUGAUUCUACAAAUACGAAUAAAAUCAACAGUCUCGAAAAUCCUGACGUUCAAUGUGUAAUGACAUGCGUGAGGUCGAUGCGGGACAUAUUAUAACUAAACGUCCUGUAGAAGAGACAUUAGAUAUGUGUGUGUCGAAUCGUGUGAGGUCCAGUCGGAGUUGUUUACCUGUACAUAAUUAUAUCAAACUUAACUUGAAGAAGAAACAGUUUUGUCGUAAAGGAUCGUCAAGACAACAGACGUUAAGGAGAAAAGUUUAUUUCAACAAGCUCAGAAAGAAGCUCAAAAACGGUAAUCAUAAGACAAACCCCUGCUUUAUUUGCGGGGUUACAGGCCACUGGGCUAAUAAGUGUCCACACACCAUCAUGAAACCCCAACCCUCCAUCGAAAACAAUUUACUCGAUUGGCAACAGUGUGAUAACACGUGUAAAAUACCCAGUCUUGUUGAACUGGAUAAUCGAUACUUUCCAGCUCAUAUUAAUGAUGUUUUGCCAAUCGAUUUUAUAAGUAAUCCUUCGAAACAAUCUCCUAUUGAUGAACUGUCUCGUCGUGUGCAAUGCUGUCUACAGGAGUUGGGCUUUGAGUCAUUCCGUCCCGGUCAAGAGUUAGUUAUUUUGCGUACACUACUGGGCAUUUCAACAUUGGCUGUAAUGCCAACUGCUUUUGGGAAGUCACUUUGCUACCAAAUACCUGCAGUAAUACACCAGGUAAGCUAAAUUAUCAUUUUAAUCACUUUACAUUAUUAUCAUCGAGCAAGUUUAUAAAACAGUCGCCUUGGUCAUCUCACCCCUUAUUUCGUUGAUGGAAGACCAGGUCAUACAACCUAUAUCGGGAUUACAUGGCACUUUCCUGAACUCAAGUCAGUCUGUCGAUCGCAAAAAAGAAAUAUUAGAAGAAGCUCAUAGGGGGAAAUAUUCUUUUCUUAUGCUUUCACCUGAAGCAAUAGUGGACUCUGAUUGGAUGCUUCAGUCCGGACGCCUUCCUCCGAUAAGUUUUGUUUGUAUCGACGAAGCACAUUGUCUAGCCGAUUGGUCCAAUCAUUUUCGACCUUCUUAUCUUCGCGUAUGUAAUCUACUUCGGAAAUAUAUGGGAGUUAAUUGUUUUUUGGGUCUUUCUGCAACUUGUACCCCAGAUGUUAUCACGAAUAUUUGUAAUAAUUUGGGAAUUCAUAAUCCAACACGGUUUGUUGGUGAUACAAUUAACGAAACAACUUUGCAUCAACCUGGUUAUGUUCAACCAGUGUUAACUCCUCUGCCGUCACAUUUGACAAUAUCAGCAUCAAUGGAUGAUAAAAAAGAUGAAGCACUUUUGAAGUUGCUAACAAGGAAACCAUUUAAUCAACUAACUGGAGGGAUAUUAAUAUAUUGUGCAACUAGAGAAGAAACAGAGCAUUUAGCAUCAUACAUUCGUACAGCUUUGCAGGAUAAAGUGGAUCAGGUUGGCCGUAGACGUAUGAGUUGGACAACAGCUGCAUAUCAUGCUGGUCAAACGACAAGUGAAAGAUCCCGUAUACAAAAGAAAUUUAUGAGUGGUAAAAUACGCGUUCUAAUUGCCACAUGUGCCUUUGGGAUGGGAUUGAAUAAACCUGAUUUACAAGCUGUAAUUCAUUUCUCACUUACUAAAUCAUUUGAAAAUUAUGUGCAAGAAAUAGGUCGUGUAGGACGUAAACAACAGGCCUCAUAUUGUCAUGCAUUUCUACCCUCCUCUUUAAUGAAUGAUCCACAUGAAGCAAAUCAUAUAAGACGACAUAUUUUUGCUAAUCAUAUUGAUGCUGUAUUAUUGAAACGUUUACUUGGAUUAAUAUUUAAAGAUUUUCAUUGUACAUGUCGGUUUAUUGAAAAUCAUAAAGAAAAUCCAAUGUCAUGUCAAGGUCAUGUACAUGCAAUCGAUCUACAAGUUAUCAGUGAACAAAUCGAUAUAAAACCUGAAAGCUUAGCUACGAUAUUAGCCUACAUAGAAUUAGAAUCCAACAAUCCAAUAAUCUCGUUACUGCAUUCUGGUUAUGCUAUGGCUACUGUUCACUGCUAUGGAGGUCAAUAUGAGAUGGCUUAUGCUUCCCAACGUUGUUUAGCUGUUUCAGGUGCUCUUAGUUUAUGGAAAAGUGAACAAACGAAGGAUUCACAAACCAGAGACGAAUAUCCUAGGCAUUUGAAAUUAAAUUUACCACAACUGUUUAAUCGUUGGGGUUGGAAGCCAAAUGUGGUGAAACAAGAGUUAAAAAAAUUGGAAUGGGAUUAUUCCAAGAGCAAUAAUCCCACCGCAAUGUCUAGUAAAAUUCAUCGUACUGGGAUAAAUAUUGAUUUUUCACAUUGGAGUUCAUGGCUAUGGAUUCAUGGGUCUGAAGUACCAAUUACGAAUGAGCGUCUAGAUACUUGUUUGGUCUACUUGAAUAAUCGCCUGCAACAAGCUGAGGAAGCCGCUUUGCUUAGUAUAGAACAAUUAACAUUGGCUUUAGGUGCUGUUGCACAACCGUGUCUUCAAGACAUCUACCCUGAAGAAACUAACCAUGAUUUGGAGAGUCCUAAACCUGUUUGCAAAAAAUAUAGUGAACAGUGGUCAUCUGUUGUGCACGAAAUCAUCAAAUCCCAUUUUUCCGGUACUAAAAACAAUUUACGAAAUGAUAAGUUAGUACUUAUUGAGAACUGUCAAUCUCGAUAUCAUUGGCCAACAGUUGUAACAGACGCUCAGAUCGCUCAGGUACAAUCUACAGUUAGAAACUUUUUACAUGUAUAUGAAUCUAAUCUUGAUCGAAAAAUCACAGGUCGGACAAUCGCUAAUAUAUUUCAUGGGAUAUCGACUCCUCACUUCCCUGCAACUACAUGGUCAUAUUGUCGACGAUUCUGGAAAGUUCAUUUGGAUAUUGAUUGGCCAACUAUUAAGAAGAUUGCUACCCAAGAGUUACUAAUUCAUUUUUCAUGCACCUAAAUAAUUUAUUCACACCAUUUGUAACAUAGACACUGAUUUUAAAGAGUGAAUCACUGUACCAAUAAAUAAACAUAUGAGUAGUUACU
Messenger RNA from Schistosoma mattheei, 3838 nucleotides. NCBI's taxonomy places the organism in Eukaryota, Metazoa, Platyhelminthes, Trematoda, Strigeidida, Schistosomatidae. The record is from the annotation of a GenBank genome assembly.